Molecule: messenger RNA, 1784 nt
Organism: Gavialis gangeticus (Gharial)
Lineage: Eukaryota; Metazoa; Chordata; Crocodylia; Gavialidae
Product: growth hormone secretagogue receptor type 1-like
Exons: 2
Coding region: 156-1220 (354 amino acids)
Biological process (GO): G protein-coupled receptor signaling pathway
Cellular component (GO): plasma membrane
Molecular function (GO): G protein-coupled receptor activity
Source: RefSeq, a predicted model, not a curated record
AUAAUUUUGGAUUUGUACUAGAAGCAAGCAAUACAAGGGAUGAAGACAAAUCCCUAGCACAUUUUUCAACCUUUGGAAACUACGUAGACUGUGGAUCAUAGUUAUCCUGAGCCUGGUUUCUAUCAAAGUGUAAUGCAAAGCCAACUCUCCUUUUCAUGUUGAGACCGGAAAUGGGUUCUAUCGCAAAUGACAGCCAUUUUGUAAAUGAUACGGACUACUACGAAGAACAAUCAUCAUCUUUAUUUGACAUUCACAUCCUGGUACCUGUAACUAUAAUUUCCAUCAUUUUGUUUUUCUUGGGUAUCACUGGGAAUGUGAUAACAAUAUUCAUUUUCAAACAGCGUAGGGACAUGAGAACUACAGUUAACAUGUACUUAUCCAGCAUGGCCCUCUCAGACAUUUUGAUCUGCCUUGGUCUGCCUUCGGAUUUGUACAGGAUUUGGAAAUACAGGCCAUACAUAUUUGGGGAUUUUCUCUGCAAAUUCGUGUUUUACCUCAGUGAAACCUGCACUUACUGCACCAUAUUGCACAUCACAGCUCUAAGCGUGGAAAGGUAUUUUGCAAUAUGCUUUCCUUUGAAAGCUAGAACCACGAUCACUAAAUGCAGGGUGAGAGGGGUCAUUCUUGGGUUAUGGGUUUGGUCACUACUGACUGCCGGCCCUAUUCUGUUCUUGUUUGGUGUGGAACAUCGCAAUGGAAGCCUGCCCGAUGAAACCAGGGAAUGCAAGUACAUAGAGCACUUGGCCCGCACAGGCCUUUUAGAAACAAUGACUUGGGUCUCCACCAUUUAUUUCUUCCUACCAAUUCUGUGCUUGACUCUGCUCUAUGGACUCAUAUGCAGAAAGCUCUGGAGCAGCAGGCACAACCUGAGGGGGCCCCAGGCAGCAAGCAGAGAAAAAUACCACAAGCAAACCAUCAAAAUGCUGGCAGUAGUAGUUCUGGCCUUUGUGUUGUGUUGGCUGCCAUUUCAUGUUGGUCGAGUCCUCUUCGCCCAGACUGAAAUCAUCCUGUACGAUGUCACUCAGUAUUUCAACCUCAUCUCCAUGAUUCUCUUUUACCUUGGAGCAUCUAUAAACCCAAUACUUUACAACGUCAUGUCACAAAAAUACAGACAAGCAGUGAGCAAAAUCCUGAAUUAUGGCCAGGUCUGGCAUUCCAGAAGCUUGACAAGGAGUGAAAAGACUUCUCUUGAAGGUACGGAGGUCAGUUCUUUUAUGUAAACAGUUCACACAUCUACUUCAGCAUCCUACACACCUAGGUUUUUGGUUGUCUAAUGUACGGCUGAAUCACAGGUCAACAUGAAUCCCAGGUACUAGUGCAUGUUGUAGCUGGAGGUUGUGGGGGUGUUGUGGAGAGAAAAAAAGUUCACUGCUCAUGUCUUUAUACAAAACUUGCUUUAUUGACAUUGCCAUUGCUUAUGCUUCAGGGCGAGGCAAGUAGCAUUGCUUGCAAUAUAUAAAGUAAAAAGUGAAACUAUUCCCAUAACCACUUGCAGAAGCCUGUUCUCUCCGAAGUUCCAGGCUUCAAGCAAAUGCCUCUACACAUUGUUCCAACUAUCCAUAAAACUCAUUAGUGGAUUUGUUUCAAGAACCUCCAAGAUCACAGAUUUUGCUAGUUUGAUACAAAAUCUAUGCAGCAGCAUAAUUCAAUUUGUUAGUUUCUCUUUGAUGAAAGCUAAUCAAGAUGCAAUAGAACUGAAUCCAACUUGUUUCUUUUAUUAAUUGGAAGAAAACAACCUGGGCUGCACCUCAAAAGGAAACGGAUAAGAAAGUAUUCAACUCGUC